This is a messenger RNA of Lactuca sativa (garden lettuce), 549 nucleotides long. RefSeq lists its product as uncharacterized. The record is from RefSeq and is a predicted model, not a curated record. Lineage: Eukaryota; Viridiplantae; Streptophyta; Magnoliopsida; Asterales; Asteraceae.
AUGCCUCCUUAUGAAACACUGUAUGGAAGGAAGUGCCGUACAGAAUCAUGUUGGUUGGAAGCAAGAAAGAAACACUUUGCAGGUCUUGAGUUAAUACAUCAGACCGUUGAGAAGCUAAAAGUCAUUAGGGAAAGGAUGCUAGCUUCUCAAAGUCGUCAGAAGAGCUAUGCAGACAAAAAGCCACGACCGAUAACAUUUGUUGUGGGUGGUCAAGUGUUACUUGAAGUCUCACCAUGGAAGGGACUUGUUAGAUUCAGAAAGCAUGGGAAGUUGAGUCCUCAUGUUAUAGGACCAUUUAAAGUUUUCUAUAUGAGGAAGUAUUUGGGAGAAGAAGUUGAUAUGCUCCCACUUUCAGAGUUAAGGAUUGAUGAAGAUAGAAGGCUGGUUGAAGAGCCUGAAGCAAUCAUUAACUGUAAGAAGAAUAAACUAAGACAUAAGAUGGUUGAAUUGGUGCUAGUGCAAAGGAAACCUAUGAUAGGCCCAAACCUCACCUGGGAAGCAAAAAGCGAAAUGAAAAUUCACUAUCCUCAUCUGUUUGCUGCUACAUGA